Cyphomyrmex costatus is the source of this 3510-nucleotide messenger RNA. RefSeq names its product membrane-associated guanylate kinase, WW and PDZ domain-containing protein 1. The coding region runs from base 325 to 3486 and encodes 1053 amino acids. The transcript has 11 exons. Gene Ontology annotation, molecular function: protein binding. Gene Ontology annotation, biological process: signal transduction. The record is from RefSeq and is a predicted model, not a curated record. NCBI's taxonomy places the organism in Eukaryota, Metazoa, Arthropoda, Insecta, Hymenoptera, Formicidae. Gene Ontology annotation, cellular component: cytoplasm.
GUGCGCUGUGUGAUGUAGCGUAGUUGAGUGGUAGUCCUCGGGUUGUCGAUGCUGCGCGAGCGUGUACGUAACGUUCCUCCCUCUCUCAGUCCGUUUCACGGAUAGCGAAUGCGCUAUCGUCCCGCGACGUGACGGUGCGAUGAUCGUUUCCGCGGUCCACGACGAGUGAUUCAGUGCCCGAUCCUACGGCCACUCCGACACGGGGGAUAUCACUUUCGGUACGGCCACACCACCACCGCUGGAACCAUGACGGUUACGCGUGCUACCGAACGCGUCAUCGUGCAGGAAACGCAGCGCUUUUGAGACGAACGUAAGGACUCUGAGAUGGCCGCGAAAACGGACGACACAGCGUCUAUCGACAAUCCCAACGAUGGAGAGAGUCUAGACAAGGAGAUAUUAACAAUUGGUGGUAACGAUGGAGGAAGGAUUCCGCCGUCGUAUCUGUACAAUACGGGAUCAGAGCAGAGCACGGGAAUCUCGGAUCAGGAACAAGCCGCUCGAAAUCGCACUCCAGCCACGGAGGAUCAAUUAGGUCCGUUACCACCUAAUUGGGAGAAGGCGUAUACGGACACGGGAGAAGUUUAUUUCAUAGAGGUUUGUGAACCGUAUUACAGCCACAAUACGGGCACGUCUCACUGGCUGGACCCACGUCUGUCGAAAUUUCAAAAAAGAUCCCUGGAAGAAUGCCUCGACGAUGAGUUACCCUACGGUUGGGAGAAAAUCGACGAUACUCUGUACGGGACGUAUUUCAUCGAUCACGUGAAUCGCAGGACUCAAUAUGAAAAUCCGGUGUUGCAAGCGAAAAGAGCGCAACAGAACUUGCUUGAGAGGAAGAGUCCUAACUUCACCAGAAAUCCCGACAAACUGAAGGGUCAGAGGAUACGAACUACCUUAAUAAAGAGUUCACGGGGCCUGGGAUUCACCAUUGUUGGUGGUGACGAUACCGUGGAAGAAUUCCUCCAAAUUAAAAGCGUCGUGCCAAAUGGUCCAGCCUGGCUGGAUGGGAAACUACAAACCGGGGAUGUGUUAGUAUACGUUAAUGAUACCUGCGUGCUAGGAUUCACGCAUAAUGAAAUGGUAAAUGUAUUCAAGUCGAUUGGUAGCGGCGAGACGGUAUCUUUGGAAGUGUGUCGAGGUUACCCAUUGCCUUUCGAUCCUAAUGAUCCUAAUACAGAAGUUGUGACCACGAUCGCCGUCAACGCACCAGAAGAUCCCGCAAUGUACAUGGAUUUGAACUCGUCUCUCCCAGACAACGGACGUUUCAAUUUUCUCGAUUCCACUUUCUUGCCAGUGCAUAGUCUACAAAAUGGUGAGAAUCUCGCCACGACGUCCGUCAAUUCAAUGCCCGAUCUCUGCAUUUCGGACAAAAUCAACACGAUUAAAAGACCGAGCAGCACGGACAUUCUGCUGUCGGAAAGCAGCGAUCUGAACGAUUGUAAGGACCCGUCGGUGUCUUCCAAGCCAGAGUUUCUCAGCAUCGCCAUUGUAAAGGGAGCUAUGGGAUUCGGAUUUACGAUAGCGGAUUCUGCUCAUGGCCAGAAAGUCAAGAAGAUUCUGGAUCGUCAGCGUUGUAAGAACUUAAUGGAAGGCGAUAUUCUGGUCAAUAUAAACGACAUCAAUGUCAGAAACAUGUGCCACUUGGAGGUAGUGCAAGUGCUGAAAGACUGCCCACGCAGCGAGGAGGCGUUGAUACACGUUCAACGAACGACAACAAAGUCGAAAGAGAAAAAGGAGAAGAGCGCGCAGGACUUUUUUAGAAGUAAGACACCCACCGCAGAUAUCUACAGCACUCAAUCGAAAACGGUAAUACCCAGCAGGCCGAAAACACCGUUGAUCGACACGAGAAAUCGACCCAAGUCGCCAAUCAGCGCGAAUAGAUCGAACUGGAACGAAGUGCAAGGCGAAAACGAAUUGAAUCCGCUGGAUAAUCAUUACAAGUAUUCCGAUUAUUCACACGGGAUGUACUACUCGGAUCCCUACAAAGCUAACAUCACAGCCAACCUGUCGGACAAUUUCGCGGCGAUGAAUCUCGACGACGAUUCCAUCAGGAACGUUCCGAAACGUGACUGGGUGGCAAACGACAAGUUGAAUAUCAAUAACGACAUGUACUCUAUCGACAUCUCGCAUCAUAAUAAUAUGCUCAAGCAGAACGGAUACAUGCAUUCCGACUACUACAAGGACGUUUAUCCAGUUCAAUCGCAUUCCCAGUACAAUGAAGAUUACAAUAUGUAUUCCAUUGGACAGGAGCAGAAUGUUGACACUGGCGAGAUCUGGGAUAAGCGGAAAGAGACCACCAGCUUCGAACACGAACAACCACAUUCCAGUUCCAUAUCUCGAUAUCCCCAAUAUACGAAUGAAUUGGUUUGUCCAAUGGUACCCGAUAUAGAAUGGAUAGAAACUUUAGUGACUUUAGUGAGACAAGAUACGGGAUUCGGAUUUAGAAUAGUCGGUGGUACGGAAGAAGGAUCUCAGCAGGUUUCGGUUGGUCAUAUUGUUCCUGGUGGAGCGGCUGAUCUUGAUAACAGACUCAGUACUGGCGAUCUGAUUAUGUCUGUCGAUGGAGAGAGCGUCAUGAAUUCUUCGCAUCAUCAUGUAGUGCAACUAAUGAUAGCGGCAGCGCAAAACGGCCGAGUGACUCUGGGAAUACGACGUCGAAUCAAUACACAGGAACAUCUUCAAGAGAAUCUUCAGUCAUCUUACGGCCGACAGAUGAAUCUUCAAUAUCCAUACGAUGUUACUGUUACUCGAAUGGAAAAUGAAGGAUUUGGUUUUGUGAUAAUCUCCUCCGUCAACAAAGCCGGCUCCACGAUCGGCAGGAUAAUUGAAGGCUCGCCUGCCGAAAGAUGCGGAAGAUUAAACGUUGGAGAUCAUAUUCUCGCUGUCAAUCAUAUAGAUAUCACGAACGUUUGCCACAAGGAUAUCGUCAAUUUAAUUAAAGAUUCUGGAUAUUCCGUUACAUUGACGAUCGGAUAUCCGUUAGAUGAUUGCUGUAGCAAUACAUCUCUUUCUCAAAAGGACGAGCCUACAGGAGAUGGAGAUGGAGGUCAAUACCAUGCUGUAGAAUUAACUCGGGGCACUCGAGGUUUUGGUUUCAGCAUACGUGGGGGCCGUGAAUUUCAAAACAUGCCGUUAUUCGUCUUGCAAAUCGCAGAUAAUGGCCCAGCAUCUAUUGACAACCGACUUAGAAUUGGCGAUCAGAUAAUCGAAAUAAACGGUAUUAAUACCAAAAAUAUGACGCAUACAGAAGCGAUUGAGAUUAUACGUAACGGUGGACCAUCUGUCCGUCUCUUAGUACGACGUGGCUGCCAGAUGCCUUCAGUGAGUAAUCUCACAAUCGACCAAAUAAGUAUUCGACCGAACCACGAGGGCACCCCGUGCAGGCAUUUAUCGAAAUUACCCGAGAGGGGUGUGCCCCGCAAAAAACGUCAAAAAGUUCGAUUUUCCAUUUCAUUGAACUGCUGCUCAUCCAAAAACAGAUAUUUGUAAUAGGCGCUUUCAACGAGACGCUUU